Molecule: messenger RNA, 4214 nt
Organism: Sus scrofa (pig)
Lineage: Eukaryota; Metazoa; Chordata; Mammalia; Artiodactyla; Suidae
Source: RefSeq, a predicted model, not a curated record
UCCUACCCAGGUCUUUCGGUCCCUGGGAACCUCCAUAUGCCGCGGAUGCGGCUCUAAAAAAAAUAAAGAAACACACACACACACACAAGACACACUGGAGCUGAACUUUCUCCUACCCAGGUCUUCCGGUCUCUGAGACGCACAGAGAGCAGCGCCGGACUUUGGACCCAUAGGAGGAGCAGUUUGCAAAGGCCUGGGGCUGAUCCUCCAGCUUUCGGCGGGAGAGAAGGUAGUGGAGGGGCCUGGCGGCACCUUCCGGACGGCACCCCGAUGCUGCGCACCCUGGCGAGCGCCCUGCGCUGGAGGCCCCUGGAGAAGACUCGCGGCUGCGCCUCUAGCCCUGUGGAUGCGGGUCGCGAGAUCCAAGUGCGCGCUCUGGAGGGUCUCGACCAAGGAAUCACUGAGAUUCUGAUGAACAGACCGAGCGCCCGAAAUGCCCUGGGGAAUGUCUUUGUCAGCCAGCUGCUGGAAGCCCUGGCCCAGCUGCGGGAGGACCGGCACGUGCGCGUCCUCAUCUUCAGAAGUGGAGUGAAGGGUGUAUUCUGCGCAGGUGCAGACCUGAAGGAGCGGGAGCAGAUGAGUGAGGCGGAGGUGGGGGUCUUUGUCCAGCGGCUCCGAGGCCUGAUGAAUGAGAUUGCAGCCUUCCCUGCGCCCACCAUCGCAGCUAUGGAUGGGUUUGCCUUGGGCGGAGGCCUGGAACUUGCCCUGGCCUGUGACCUCCGAGUGGCAGCAGCUUCCUCGGCUGUCAUGGGGCUGAUCGAGACCACCCGAGGGCUCCUCCCGGGAGCAGAUUCACCACCCCUGCUCCACCCUGACAGGGGGCACUCAGAGGCUGCCUCGAUGCCUGGGCGUGGCCCUGGCGAAGGAGCUCAUCUUCACAGGCCGACGACUGAGUGGGAUGCAGGCCCAGGCUCUGGGGCUGGUGAACCAUGCUGUGGCCCAGAACGAGGAGGGCAACGCCGCCUACCACCGGGCUCUAGCACUGGCCCAGGAGAUCCUGCCCCAGGCUCCCAUUGCUGUGCGGCUGGGCAAACUAGCUAUUGACCGAGGAAUAGAGGUGAGAGGGCUCUGGGUCGGACCUUGGGCCCACCGAAAUCAGCGGGGUGGCUGGAAGGUGGUGCUUUCACGGCACACAGACAGCACAGCUGGAAAGAACUCAGGAACUGGACUCUUCUAACGGACUUCGAGUCUGACCUCCUUGUUUGUACCUGAGUUUCAUCUAUCUACAAAACGAAGUUUGGCCAGGUGACAUUCCAAGUUACACUUUAUCCUCAUCUCUCUCCCUUGGAGAGAGAAGGAAAUUGAAGUUCAGAAAGGGUAAACAACUUAUCUGGAUCACAGAGCAAGGGAGUAACAAGAACCCAGGUGUGCAUGGCUCCCAAGUCCAUGUUCUUGGGUUCGUGCUGGUGGUCAGCUAACACUUCCUCUCGGACAGGGCUCUGGGGGUGCCCUGGCUACAGCUGACCCAUCCCUAGACUUACUCGACUCACUGAUCACACACUGAACCUAGACUAGAACUGGGACACAGACAAGAGUCAACUACGGUCACUGCCCCAAAGUGGGGAGGUGGGCAGACAGACACAAGUCACUAAGAAAAAAGGUCAGGGGAACCAAGCAGACACCCUGGAGAGGUUAGAGCUACACUGUCCAUGUGGCCAGGGCGAUGGCAUUGGCUAACGUGGGGUGGAGAACAUUUUCUAGAGUUGGGGUUUCGGAUAGAGGACAAUGCUAGAACAAGGAGAAAAAGUGAAGAAAACCACAGAGGUAUAUAAGAAAGCAACUCAACUGAGUAGGAGCAAGAGGUGAGUGAAACACAGCAUAGAGGUUAGGAACAUAGGCUCUGGUGCUGAGACUUGCUUUCCCACAUCCCUGAGACACAUCACGUCACCUCUCUACGCUUCAGAUUUCUCAGCUGAAUAGUAGGGACAGUAAGCCUUGUGGUGGAAAGUGAGUUUACACACAUACAUGGUACUUCUCUUACAACAGUGCUUGUAAGUGGUAGUAACAGCAAGCACUAGGCUGCAGAGGUUGGGAAGUUGCCAGGGGCCAAGUCAUAAAGGCCCAAGACCUUAGUCUUCAGGGCAAUGCAGAGCCCACCAAGUUCACUAACAGGGAUGACAGGGAGCACGGUGAAGCAGCUAGAUGGGAAGAAGAAACACUGGCUGUACAGGCACAGCCCAGCCCACCCUCCUCAGCUCUACGGGCUACGUGAAAUCCUCCCCGGUGUUCUCAGGGCCUCCAUUCAUCCCAGCAAUUUCACCACUGUUGUGGUGUCCCCUCUCUAGGUGGGAGAUUCCUAUCAUAACAUCACUGCUCACAUGGGCUGGCACAGAGUAAGCCUCAGUAAUUUGCUGGAGGAAUCCAUGAAACAGAGAGUGGUAUGGGCAGGAGGGCAGGCUGGCCCCCGGUGCAGAUGGAGGUGGGCAAGGUCAAGCUGAUCCAAGCACCACUUCUUUCUUACAGGUGGACAUUGCAUCAGGGAUGGCCAUUGAAGGGAUAUGCUAUGCCCAGGUACGUGGCUGCAGCCAGUCCUGCAUGUUUGCAAGCAGAGGCUGGAAGAGGGAGCAGGCUGGAGGUAGUGUGUACUGCAUGACCAAUCUAAUAGGCUCAUCUCUUCCCUAAGAGUCAGUGCCACUCUUUCCUGCAGUUAGCCUGGGCUGGUCCCAGGGGAGCCACACUCCUCCUGUCUGGGCCUUUCCUCAGCCAUCUAAUGGUGGUACAUCCUGCCCUGUUUUGGUGUCCAGAGACUUACAGAGGUACUCUCGACAGAGAAGAAUCUCUGGACCACUGGCUGCCGUAGGGGCUGGGCUGAAGUGGGAUGUCAGGGCCUCGGACAUAGCCUGUGUGUUCGAUGGUAUAAAAGCAGUAAACCUAGGGCUCACCUACUUAGACCAGGACUCCUGGGUGAGUCAAAAAUACUCAUCUCCAGGUUAACAAAUGAUGAACUUGCAGGCUUUGGUGUGAACCAGCUACACACUAAGAUUCAAAGCCAGAUUUCUUUCUUUCUUUCUUUCUUUCUAGGGCCACACUUGCCACAUGUGGAGGUUUCCAGGCUAGGGGUCCAAUCAGAGCUGCAGCUGCAGGCCAACGCCACAGCCACAGCAAUGCGGGGUCUGAGCCGCAUCUGCGACCUACACCACAGCUCACAGCAACGCCAGAUCCUAACAGACUGAGCGAGGCCAGGGAUCAAACCCGCAACCUCAUGCUUCCUAGUCAGAUUCGUUUCUGUUGCGACACGACGAGAGCUCCCAAAGCCAGAUUUCUUAAUGCAAAGUCUAAUUUUUCUUCUUUUCAGAGUAGCCUCACUUCAGACUGUUGCAGGACACUGUGAACUCUCUGGAGGUGUGCAGCCAUGUGCAAACAGAGGCUAGUGUGACAUCAUCAGAUGCUAGAGGCAGCCUGCCAUCCCUAGGAAUCGAGCAGCCCCCAAGGCCCAUACCUUUGUGUGGCCCAACACCAGAGUCCAGAGGCAGUGGAAAGACUUGGAUUCUGGCUUUAUCAUGGGUUGAAUAAGCUUGAGCCAGUCUCUAUUGGACGCUGGCCCUGCUCCCCCCAAACUAAUAUUCUGUAUGUUGUUUCAGAACAUCCCGACCCGAGAUCGCCUGGAAGGCAUGGCAGCCUUCAGGGAGAAGCGGACCCCCAAAUUUGUUGGUGAAUGACUCCCACUUAACCUUACGCAUGGGAGAUGCAUGCCUUACAGGGAAGAACCCAGAAGGACAAAUCUGCAGCACAACUGCCCUCGUCAUUUCAUUUCUUUGGGCUCCAGUUUCCUCACAAGGAUGAGGAUGGAUAUAAAAUGAGUGGCCUGAUGCCUGGAACUAAGGUGCUUACCAUGCCACCCACUGCUAACGUCAUUAUCCUUCACCCAGCUAGAUAAUCACUACAGUACAGUCUGCUUUGAAUACCUCUGACAGAACUAUAAACUAAGGGUAAAAGAGGCCCCUUUAUAUUGCUGGCACUGAAGCCUGACCUCUGCAUCUCAGUUACCAGGUGCUCACCUGAGAUGCCAAGAAGCUGUCAGACGCCCCUCCCCUCUGCAGCUGCCCUGUUCGUUCCUUCUCCUUUUGUGCAACGGAGAUGAAACGGAAAUCCUGAUAGGGUUGAAUAGGCCCAUCUCUCUGCCAGUUUCUCUUUUGUGUGCCUUGCUUUCCUCGUCUAUAAUGAAACUAUUGUAAGGAUUACAAAUAAUAAUAAAAUGCUUCAUGUUCGAUUAA